Molecule: messenger RNA, 429 nt
Organism: Ilex paraguariensis (yerba mate)
Lineage: Eukaryota; Viridiplantae; Streptophyta; Magnoliopsida; Aquifoliales; Aquifoliaceae
Source: the annotation of a GenBank genome assembly
AUGCCUGCACUUUGUCUAUGCGGAGUUGUUCCCUAUGGAAGUACAACUAAGCACUCAAGAGAUCUUAAGGCGGGUAGAGGAAGCUAUGGAAGAAUUCAAAUCAGCAAGAAGACAUUUGAAGAAGCUCUAAGCAUAGUAGAGGCUACAAAUAGAGGGAAGUUGACAGUUGAAGAGGCUCUGCGCAAGUGGCGAUUCGAGCAUGACAAAAAAAAAAGCAAUGGGAAGCGCAAGGUGUCAUUGGGUCAAAUACUUAGUAAACCCAGUGGUGAUCUCCAUGCUACUGCUCUAAAGGGUGAAAAGGAUGGUGGUCACAAGCAACUCCCCACAAAGAGAAAGAAGUUUGGGUUUGCUCAGAUCUUGUUCCUUGUGACAAAGCAAGGUAAGAAAAAGAAGAAACAAACUGUGAUUUCAAGAUGCCACAGUGGUUAA